GCGGCGCGGGAGGCUCCGCCAGGCCCUCCCUGCUUCCCUCCCUGCCUCCGAGGUCCAGGGGCCUCUUCCUCGGCUUGGCUCGGGGUCUGGCCAGGACGGCCCUCCUCCGCUCCCUGGGCCGCCGCCGCCGCCGGGAGCCCCUUCCUCCCUCCCUCCGCCUGGAAGUAGCCGCAGGAGCCAUGGGGCGGCUGGACGGCGCCCUCCUCCUCCUCCUCUUGCUCCCGGUCCUCCUGGUCCCCUCAGCGGCUGCGGGACGGCAGGAGCUGCAAGUCAUUGACCUCCUGACUGUGACGGAGCCCCGGCACAUGGCUACUGUCACCAACAAGAUCCGAACGGAGCUCCUGUCUGUCAAUGACAUCUACUUGCUGUCCACCUUCCGCCUGCCCCCCAAGCAAGGUGCAGUUUUGUUUGGACUCUACUACAAGAAAGACAACAGCCGCUGGUUGGAAGUCUCAGUGGUUGGCAAGACCAACAAAGUCCUCAUCCGAUACCUUCGGGCUGAUGGGAAGCUCCAUUCGGUGAACCUGCAGAACGCCAACCUGGCCGACAGCCGCAGCCACACCGUCCUCCUGCGGGUGAGCGGCCUGCAAGGCAGCAGCCUAUCCACAGACCUGUAUGUGGACUGCAAGCAAGUGGACUCCAAUGCAGGGCUGCCAGAUAUGUUACCUGUUGCUGGGGAGCAGGUGGAGGCCAUGGAGGUGCGGACAGGACAGAAAGCUUAUCUCCGCAUGCAGGGGUUUCUGGAGUCACUAAAGCUGAUCCUAGGAGGGUCAAUGAGCCGGGUAGGAGCAUUAAGUGAGUGCCCCUUCCAGGGAGAUGAAUCCAUGCAGAACACAGUAUCCAACGUGAUCAAUUCCCUUUUUGGUGAACAAACCAAGGCCCUCGUGAAACAGCUCACACUCUUCAACCAGAUUUUGAUGGAACUUCAGGAGGACAUGAGAGAUCAGGUGAAGGAGAUGUCCUUGAUUCGGAACACCAUUAUGGAAUGUCAAGUGUGUGGGUUUCAUGAACACCGUUCCCGUUGCAACCCUAAUCCCUGCUUUAGUGGUGUUGAUUGCAUGGAGACGUAUGAAUAUCCAGGCUACCGCUGUGGGCCUUGCCCACCUGGCUUUGAGGGCAAUGGAACCCACUGUGCUGACAUCAAUGAGUGUGCCUAUGCCAACCCCUGUUUCCCUGGAUCCAAAUGUCUCAACACAGCACCAGGCUUCCGGUGUGAACCAUGCCCCCCUGGCUACAAAGGAAACCUCAUCUCCGGUGUGGGAGCCGACUAUGCCAAAGCCAGCAGACAGGUUUGCACAGACAUUGAUGAAUGCACUGAUGGGAACAAUGGAGGAUGUGACCCCAACGCCAUCUGCACCAACACUGUGGGAUCUUUCAAAUGUGGACCUUGCAAGUCAGGUUUUGUGGGCAACCAGACAGGCAACUGCACCCCCCAGAAGACCUGCGAGAGCCCCAGUAACAACCCUUGCGACAUCAACGGCUACUGUCUCUUUGAACGCAAUGGAGAUGUUUCCUGUGCGUGCAACGUGGGUUGGGCUGGAAAUGGUAACGUGUGUGGACGCGACACAGACAUUGAUGGCUACCCGGAUGAGCCACUGCCCUGCAUGGACAACCAUAAACAUUGUUCACAGGACAACUGUCGAUUGACACCCAACUCAGGGCAAGAGGAUGCUGACAGUGAUGGCAUUGGAGACCAGUGUGAUGAUGAUGCGGAUGGUGAUGGGAUAAAAAAUGUGGAGGACAAUUGUCGCCUCUUUCCCAACAAGGACCAGCAGAAUUCCGACACUGACUCAUUUGGGGAUGCUUGUGACAACUGCCCCAAUGUGCCCAACAAUGACCAGAAGGAUACAGAUGGCAAUGGGGAAGGGGACGCUUGUGACAACGACAUCGAUGGAGAUGGAAUCCCCAAUGGGCUAGACAACUGCCCCAAAGUGCCCAAUCCACUACAGACAGACCGUGAUGAGGAUGGGGUGGGUGACGCCUGUGACAGUUGUCCAGAGAUGAGUAACCCUACUCAGACAGAUGCUGACAGUGACCUAGUGGGAGAUGUUUGUGACACCAAUGAGGACAGUGAUGGUGAUGGUCAUCAGGACACCAAAGACAACUGUGCAGAGAUCCCCAACAGUUCUCAGUUGGAUUCAGACAAUGAUGGGCUGGGAGAUGAAUGUGACAAUGAUGAUGAUAAUGAUGGAAUACCUGACUAUGUGCCCCCUGGCCCAGACAACUGCCGCCUUGUUGCAAAUCCCAUCCAGAAGGACUCGGAUGGUGAUGGUGUAGGGGAUGCAUGUGAGGAAGACUUUGAUAACGACACUGUCGCUGACCCACUGGACGUGUGCCCAGAAAGCUCCGAGGUGACAUUGACAGACUUCCGGGCCUACCAGACAGUCAUCCUGGAUCCUGAGGGGGAUGCCCAGAUAGACCCCAACUGGGUAGUGCUCAAUCAGGGCAUGGAAAUUGUCCAGACAAUGAACAGUGAUCCAGGCUUGGCAGUAGGUUAUACAGCAUUCAAUGGAGUGGAUUUUGAGGGCACCUUCCACGUCAACACUAUCACUGAUGAUGACUAUGCUGGCUUCAUCUUUGCGUACCAAGACAGCGCCAGUUUCUACGUGGUAAUGUGGAAACAAACGGAGCAGACCUACUGGCAAGCGACUCCCUUCCGAGCAGUGGCUGAGCCUGGCUUACAGCUCAAGGCAGUGAAGUCCAAAACAGGUCCAGGUGAAUACCUGCGGAAUGCCCUGUGGCACACCGGUCACACACCAGACCAUGUAAGGUUGCUGUGGAAAGACCCUCGCAAUGUGGGAUGGAAGGACAAAACGUCUUACCGCUGGCGCCUCAUUCAUCGGCCCCAGGUGGGCUACAUCAGGGUGUUGCUUUAUGAAGGACCCCAACUGGUGGCUGACUCAGGCGUUGUCAUUGAUACAACAAUGCGAGGAGGGCGCUUGGGAGUCUUCUGUUUCUCCCAGGAAAAUAUCAUCUGGUCUAACCUACAGUAUCGCUGCAAUGAUACUGUCCCUGUGGACUUCGAACCGUUUCGCCGGAUUUUACUAGAAGGCGCUUGAAUGAAGGCUGUCAGAUGUGCUCACCAACCAAUGCUAAGCCAAGACCUUUCUAAAGACUCUUGGUCGCCCCCUUCCCCAAAUUUGGCAUUGUUUCUGCUCCCCUACUCACUGAUACACAAACACACCAUGGACUGGACAACUGAAAAACCUUAUUGAACAGUUUCUGGAAACAUGAGUGCUGCUAACUCAGCCAGUCAGUAGUGCUUGCAGGGUUCAUAGAAGUCCUUGAACCAUAAGGAUCAACAAAGGAUUGUGGAAUAGCAGCAACAUCAGCCAGUAGGAGAGGACUGCUCUGGAGCUAAUUUCCAUCAAUGUAUGGAUGCCCUCUGGUGUUCCCCUUUCAUCCUUUUGGGAAACAUGAAUUCGCCCAUAAAAUUUUGGCUCUUUUUCUAACUUCUUAGUCCUGUUGUUGUUUUGGGUAUGUAUUAGAGGUAAACAUAUGAAUAGCAUGCAUCUUGUGGGCUUCAAACAACUGAGGGACAUGUCUGAUUUAAACCUACCUUUCAGUAUGUAUUCCACCUUUGGCAUUUUCCAGAUGUUCAGCAUGCCAGCUUCAUUUAUCAUGAAAUUCUUGCAACUAAGAAGAUGUGAUAUCAAACCAAAACAUUCAUCUCUCUAUCUAAUCUAGCCAUCUAUAAAAUGAUUUAAUACUAUUUUCCACACACAUUUCUCCCAUACACAUACAGAAAGAAUCCUGGGACAUAGUUUGAUGAGUGCUCUAAGCAUUUUCUCCUUCCCUCCACCACCUACAUCCAAAAGAAAUACCAUCACAAGCAAAAUACAAGCACAAAGACCUUGGGUAUUCAGAAACAUAUUCUAUAAAACAUAAGUUUGAUGAUGAUAAUAUAGUACCUUUCUUCUCCUUUUUGCUGUGCCCAUCCCCUAAAGCACAGCUCAUGAAAAAGGUUAAGAAAAUAUCUAGCCUCAGAUUAUGCCAAUCCCAAUCCAUAGGUUGGUUACCAUGACAAUUGCAAUUGUUAAACUGAUUGUUUCUCAUUUCAUAAAACUGACCAUAACAGAACAGAU
Messenger RNA from Sceloporus undulatus (fence lizard), 4085 nucleotides. It is a transcript of the gene THBS3, whose product is annotated as thrombospondin 3. Lineage: Eukaryota; Metazoa; Chordata; Lepidosauria; Squamata; Phrynosomatidae. The record is from RefSeq and is a predicted model, not a curated record. The transcript is spliced from 23 exons. Bases 180 to 3059 code for a protein of 959 amino acids. Gene Ontology annotation, biological process: cell adhesion. Gene Ontology annotation, molecular function: calcium ion binding. Gene Ontology annotation, cellular component: extracellular region.